AUGUCCUCACAAAUCUCGCAUGAUAAUGAGAAGAGUCCAGACUUGGGAGUCAACCGACAUAGCAUUGCUGCCGGUCUGUCUCCAACACCUAUUGCUGCCAGAGAGAGCCACAUCAGACAUCAGAUGACAUUGAGGGAAGACUCCUAUACCAACAUUCAUAAUUUUACGGUAUUUGCAGGGACAUGGAACGUGAAUGGUCGUUCUCCCACAGUUGGCUUGGCUGAAUGGUUGUCGGUGGAUGAGGAGCCGCCUGAUGUGUAUGGUAUUGGCUUUCAGGAACUAGAUUUAAACACGGAGACAUUCCUCUUCAAUAAUACACCAAAGGAACAGGAGUGGUUGAAUGCUGUAUUGAAUGGAAUUCAUCCAAAGGCAAAAUACAAAAAUGUUCGUUUGGUGCGCCUUGUUGGAAUGAUGCUUAUAAUAUUGGUGCAAGAGAAACACUUUGCUUAUGUCAGCAAAGUUGCCAUUGACACAGUUGGAACAGGCAUCAUGAACAAACUGGGCAACAAAGGAGCAGUAGCUGUAAGGUUUGAGCUGCAUAACACUUCAAUAUGCUUUGUUAAUGCACAUAUGGCAGCACAUCUUGAGGAAGUAGAGAGAAGAAACGAAGAUCAUGAUUGCAUAUUCCAAAGAACAUGUUUCCACAUGAAUAUAAACAGUCCACCAAAGACUAUAAAAGACCAUGACCAUAUAUAUUUCAUCGGUGAUAUGAAUUAUCGAAUCAACCCAAGUGAUGCAGUGAAUAUUAGAGAGGUUGCAAGCAGUGGAGAUUUUAAGAUUCUUUUGGAAAAUGAACAGCUGAAUCAGCAGAGGGCUAUAAAGAGAGUCUUCCAUAAAUUCAAUGAAGGAGAUAUCACUUUCAAGCCUACUUUUAAAUAUGAUGUUGACAGUGAUGAGUGGGAUUCCAGUGAAAAGGCAAGGCAGCCAGCUUGGUGUGAUAGAAUUCUAUGGUAUGGUGAUGGAAUAAUGCAAAAUGUCUAUCGAUCACAUCCAGCUCUGAAGAUCAGUGACCAUAAACCUGUCAGUGCUGUCUUCCAGGCUGGGAUAAAGGUGAUAGAUACACGUAGAUAUCGGAGAAUAUAUGAAGAAGUUAUGAAGAAACUUGAUAAGCUGGAGAAUGAGUUUUUGCCGCAAGUGACUGUAGACACCACUGAAGUUAUCUUAGAGCCUGUAAAGUUCCUGCAGACACAAACUAAAUAUCUUACAAUUGCUAAUACUGGACAGGUUCCUGUGCAAUUUGAAUUCAUAAAGAAGUUGAAUGAUACAAGUUACUGUAAGCCAUGGCUUUCCAUCAGACCCUUUGUAAAUUUUAUCAUGCCAGGUGAUAAAUGUGAUGUUACCCUAGAGGUCUUGGUGGAUAAGCGGACUGCAGCCCAACUGAAUUCUGGCGCUGAUAAAUUAUAUGAUAUAUUGGUGCUUCAUUUGGAGGGAGGAAAAGACCUCUUUAUUACAAUCACAGGUGACUAUGAAAGAAGUUGCUUUGGAUCUUCAAUCAAUGCUCUGGUUCAUAUGAAUAAACCUUUUAAAGAAGUUCCAAUGGCUAAAUUGAUUGACUUGGAGAGUAAGCAACCAAAAGACCUUAGUGAGAUGCCAUAUGCAGUACCCAAGGAACUAUGGUAUCUGGUUGACCACCUUCACUCCCAUGCCUUGCAAGUGGAAGGUCUGUUCACCUACCGUGGCCUUCAGAAAGAAAUUACUGAAAUUAGGACUUCGCUUGAUGAAGGUGUGCCAAAUGACCUUCUUCCUGGUAGUGUUCAUUCCGUUGCUGAGGCAUUACUUCUGUUCUUAGAGGCCCUCCCAGAGCCUGUCAUUCCCUACAGCCUCUACAGUGCUGCUCUGGAUGCAACACCCAAUUUCUCCCUUUGCAAAGAAAUUGUAUCCAAGUUACCUGACUAUCACCGAAAUGUUUUUACUUACCUAAUGGCAUUCUUGAAGGAACUUUUAAAUCACUCUGAGGAUAAUAAUCUAGAUGCCAAAACCUUAGCUCUAGUGUUUGGAAGCAUUUUAUUGCGAGAGCCUCCAAACACAUCCAUGGACCGUCGCACACCUGCUCAGGCAGUAGAGAGGAAAAGGCAGACGUUUGUUCAUCACUUCCUUGUUAAUGAUUAUGAGUGAUAUGUGAAUAGUCAAUAUUAUUUAUUAAGGUUUUGUGCAAUUUGAUUUGCUUUCUUGGUUAAUAUUUCUUGAUUGUUCUUAUUAUUGUCUAGUCUUUUUAUUGUUUUGUAACUGGAUAUAGCUACCAUUGAUCCAAAAGAAUUCACUUUACUUUAUUAUUUUACUAUCUAUAUAUUAAGAUGUAAUAUCAAUGACUUGUUUAUAUUGAUAACCUUUUCUUAUUUUGUUAAAGAAAGUAUCACCUAUUGUAGAUUGUCAUAAAAAAGACUAGUGCCUGGCAGUAUUGUUAGUCUGGAACUAUUGCAUAAUUUAACAAUAUGCAUUAACUAUCUAAAAUGGAAUGAUAUAUUCAGUGAGAUGAAAGUCAAAGAACAUAUCAUAUACCAGAAAUUUCUACAAGGAUAGUUUAUUUGCUCUUUGUUGUACUUACUGUACAGGUAUGAUGUGUCUAAUGUAAAUAAGAAGUUCAGGAAAAUCUGUGUACUUGUUGGGUGAGGGUAUCAUUUUCCCAGUUCUCUUUUGAAGAGUUAAGUAUAUGAUUUUUUUUAUUAUUGUUUUUUCAUUUGCAUAUGCUAAGGGAAUUCAACAGGAGCAGUCCAUUUGUCUUGACAGUUGAUAAUUUUCUGUUCAACAUCAUAUAUGUAAUUAUUAUUCCUGCACAUAUUGUGAUUGAUAAAUGCAUGGGAAUCACAGAUAUCAUAAUUGUAAUACCAUCAUCAUUAACCCAAUCGCCCCAUUUAGCAAGAAUACAUGCCAUGCCCACUGAAAAACAAGUUUAUUUAUUGUAUUUACACAUAGAUGGCUCUACAAGUUCUUAAUCACCAAAUAGCCAGUUAUCAGAACUGCCUGUCUCACCUGUUUACCCUUUCCUUCACUUUAAGAAAGGGUCUAUUGUAUCAUUUCAUUGUCUAAAAUAUUUUAAUGACAAUUUGAUAAUCUUGAUAAUCAAUAACAAUAAUAAUAGUAUCAAUACCAAUGGUAUUAAUAAGAAAAACACAUUUUCCCAUAGGCUCCUUGCUGGAUGAGCACAUGUGGAGCCAUCUGCAUGUAAGAAAAUUCAACAAAAACGACAGGGGACAGAACAUAAAUCCGGGGUGAUUGGUUUGAGCUGAUAAUGAUCAUCACGAUCAUCAUUUGCAUUUUUAUUAUUACUCUAAUCAUGUUCAUCAUCAUCAUAGGGGUGAUUCAUUUUAUUUUAAUCUUCAUAUGUUUGUAAGAAAGGUAUUUAUACUUAUUAUAAUGAUAAUAGUAAUCAUAACAAUGGUUUUUAUUAUUAUCAUCAUUGUUGGUGGUAUUAUUAUUAUUAUCAUCAUCAUCAUCAUCAUCAUCAUUAUUAUUAUUAUUAUUGUUAUUAUUAUUAUUAUCAUUAUUAUUAUUAUCAUUAUGAUUAUCAUUAUUAUUAUUAUUAUUAUUAUCAUUAUUAUUAUCAUUAUUAUUAUUAUUAUUAUUAUUGUUAUUAUUAUUAUUAUUAUUAUCAUCAUCAUUGUUAUUAUUACUACUACUACUACUACUGUAAUUACUAUAGUUAUUAUUGUUACUAUUGUUAUUACUAUUUUUAUUGAUGACUAUUAUUUAUUAUUAUUAUUAUCAUCAUCAUCAUCAUUAUUAUUAUUGUUAUUAUUAUUAUUUUUAUUAUUAUUAUUAUUAUUAUCAUUGUUAUUAUUAUUACUAUUUCUAUUACUAUAAUUACUACAGUUACUAUUGUUACUAUUACCAUUACUAUUACUAUUUUUAUUGAUGACUAUUUAUUAUUAUUAUUAAUAUUAUUGUUAUUAUUAUUAUUUUAUUAUUAUUAUUGUUAUUGUUAUUAUUAUUAUUAUUAUUAUUAUUAUUGUUAGUAGUAGUUGUAGUAGUAGUAGUACUAUUGUCAUUACUAUUAUUAUUAUGAUUAUUAUUGUUAUUAUUAAUUUAUUACAUUAUUAUUGUUAUUACUAUUAAUAUCAUCAUCAUCAUCUUCGCAUCAUCAAUAUUACCAUUGUUAUUGUGCGUAUUAUUAGUGUAAAUAUGUAUUAUUAUUGUAAUUAUCAUUAUUAUUGGAAUUAUUAUUAUUUAUGUAUUCUUGUUAUUAUCAUUAUAAUUUCUAUUUUUAUUGAUAUAUUCUUUAUUAUUAUUACUACUAUUAUUAUUAUUAUAUCAUUAUUGUUAUGAUGAUGAUGAGGAUUAUUAUUAUUAUUAUUAUUAUUAUUAUUAUUAUUAUUACUGUUGUUGUUGUUGCUGCUGCUGUUAUUGCUAAUGUUAUUAUUUUAUUAUUAUUAUUGAUAUUAUUAUUAUUAUUAUCUUUAUUAUUAUUAUUAUUAUUAUGAUCAUCAUCUUCAUCUUCAUCUCCAGCAUCAUCUUCAUCGUCAUCAUUAUCAUUAAUAGCUAUUAUCUUUUUAUUGAUUUAAUAGUAUGGGGCGGAUUUAGGGUGCUGGGCCCUGAUCAAAAUAUUUUCUUGUUAUUGUAAUUAAAAAUCUAUUUUAUCAUUGUUUUGCAUUAUGGUUGUACUAUUUAGUAUGUUGUAGUGUUUUUCAAGAAAAGAGCUAACAUUAAGAUUUUCAACUAAAAAGUGUGUUUGUAUGGUUCAGUUAUCACUUCAAAAUUCACUAAAUAGAUAAUUGAAGAUAAUUGCUAGAAAUAUUGUGUUCUGAUGUAAAUAUUGACAAGUAAGAGGGUAAAAUGAAAUUAAACUUUCUAUUUGGAAAAACUCAUUUUGAAUACUAUGAAAAAAUGCUUCUAAAUACGAAAUAACUAAUAUCUGUAGAAGCAUAUCUGUCAGAAUGAAUGUUGAACCUUGAGUAUGCAAUAGAAUUGUAAAAGUACUUGUAAGUCAAGAACCAAUAGUUUUAAUGGAUGCACUUCUAAUUAUAUGAGCAAUAACAAAUUUCCUUAGGCAAUAUAGUUAAAAGUAAAAAAUGGCAUUAGAAAUAUAUAACCAUAAUAGUUUUUUUUAUGAUAUUGGUUAAACUGAGCCAUGAAUAUGUAUCAUUAUGUGAAUGCAGACUCCUACCACCAUUUUGUGCUAAAUGGUCUUGGGUAGAUAUGAUAUAUAAAUUGGUUCACAUUUUCUCAUAAUCAUUUGGUAGCUUCACAUAUACAGGUAAAAUACAUAUACAGGUAAAAUAUGAUAAUUUAGUAACAUUAACAACCAAAGUUAUUAUAACUGUGUACAGAACUGUAGAUCCAAUAACACACUUAGAAUAUAUAUCAUAUACUUUAUUGAUCAAAGCAAUGUUUGCAAAACUUUUGCCAUGUAAAGUCUGUAACUGUGUAGACUGUGCAUUAAUACUUUAUUAUGAGGUUUUUGUUAUUAGAAAAGAUACUUCCCCUAAAUCCGCUCUUGUUUAUGUAAGUAUUAUUUUUGUAUUUGUCAUUAUUAAUGCUAAUUCUGUGAAUGAUUACUGAAUUGUUUUUUUGAGAAAUUAUUUUGAUUUUGGUAAUCAGAUUGCUUAUUGUAUUAGAAUCAUAAUGUAGUUAGUACAUGUAACUCUUAAGAAUAUCAUUCCAUCAUUCACUUAGGAGAACUAAUAAAGUACACCUUGCAUUAUUUACUCUAUAA
Messenger RNA from Penaeus indicus, 5650 nucleotides. RefSeq names its product inositol polyphosphate 5-phosphatase OCRL-like (gene Ocrl). Gene Ontology annotation, molecular function: phosphatidylinositol-4,5-bisphosphate 5-phosphatase activity; inositol phosphate phosphatase activity. NCBI's taxonomy places the organism in Eukaryota, Metazoa, Arthropoda, Malacostraca, Decapoda, Penaeidae. Bases 1 to 2115 code for a protein of 704 amino acids. Gene Ontology annotation, cellular component: membrane. The transcript is spliced from 15 exons. The record is from RefSeq and is a predicted model, not a curated record. Gene Ontology annotation, biological process: signal transduction; phosphatidylinositol dephosphorylation.